CAGCUGAAGUCUGUCUGCGGGAAACGAGGCUCGACGGGAAGUCUCAGGAGUGAAGCAUCAUGGGAGGAAUCAAGCAGGAGCACGCGGACGCUUCCCAGCAGGUCCGGGCUCCGCACGCGCCGGACCAAGCCCAGGAGGAGCCCAAGAAGAGAGGCUGGCCAAAGGGGAAGAAGAGGAAAAAGGUUCUUCCCAACGGUCCGAAGGCGCCCGUAACCGGAUACGUCCGCUUCCUGAAUGAGCGGCGGGAACAGAUGCGGGCUCGGCACCCCGACUUACCGUUCCCAGAAAUCACCAAGAGGCUGGGAGCCGAGUGGACGCAGCUGGCUCCGAACGACAAACAGCGUUACCUGGAUGAAGCGGAGCGGGAGAAGGUGCAGUACGCCCAGGAGCUGAAGGAGUAUCAGCAGACCGAAGCCUUUCAGAUCAGCAGCGCCAAAAUACACGACAAGAAGAUCAAGAAAGAAGACCCUCCGGUCGGCUUCGGUGGCCCAGGAUCCUCUUUGGUGAAGGCUGCCGACAUCCCGAGCCGGUUUGACAUCCCGAUCUUCACAGAGGAGUUCCUUGAUCAGAACAAAGCGCGAGAGGCGGAGCUCCGGCGGCUCCGAAAAGCCAACAUCGAGUUUGAAGAGCAGAACGCGGUUCUGCAGCGACACAUCAAGGACAUGAACAGCGCCAAGGAGCGCCUGGAAGCUGAACUGGGUCAGGACGAGAAGCAGACCCAGGCGCUCCACCAGCACCUGCUGGCCAUCAAACACUCGCUGGUCAGCAGCCUUUCGGCGGUGCCGCUACCAGACACGGGCGAGACGGCGUCUCUGGGUAACCUGGACUCGUACCUGAGUCGUCUGAGCGGCGUUCUGGAGGGAAACCCGCACAAACACCGCGCCCUGGUCAACCAGCUGACUGAAGUGCUCUCGCACAUCGACAGUGAGAAGUUAUGAGCAGAGCCACGCCCCCACGCCAUGAGGUACGCCCCACUCUCCGGAGGGGGGGUCAGGAGGGAAACCUGUUUUUUACUUACGGAUCUGUUUCAUCCCGAACGCGUGUGACAGGAUGAUGUCAUCAGACUGAGCUCCAAUGAGGAGUCAGCUGAGUGACGGCGCAGCAGCCAUGUGGCGAAGGGGUGGGGCUCAGAAGAACGGGAAAAAGGUCCAAUAAAAGUUUGGGUUUCAUGUCUUCCUGGCGGAUUCUGUCGUCGUGACAUGUUCUGGAAACAUUUCUGUUUGUGUUGCUUGAUUUUAUUUGUAGAAAGUCUUUAGAUUCUGUUAAUUAUACCGUUUCCAAACACGAGA
Oryzias melastigma (Indian medaka) is the source of this 1289-nucleotide messenger RNA. It is a transcript of the gene hmg20b, whose product is annotated as high mobility group 20B. Lineage: Eukaryota; Metazoa; Chordata; Actinopteri; Beloniformes; Adrianichthyidae. Gene Ontology annotation, biological process: regulation of gene expression. Bases 60 to 938 code for a protein of 292 amino acids. The record is from RefSeq and is a predicted model, not a curated record. Gene Ontology annotation, cellular component: nucleus. The transcript is spliced from 8 exons.